AUGGCUGUUCGCGGAUUCCUCGUAGCUUUUGACAACAUCGACAAAGAUCAUGAUCAUAUUAUUUCCCAUGAUGAUCUGAAGAACUAUGCUCGUGAACAAAAUAUACCUGACGCCUUCGUACAAAGAUGGAUCACUCUCUUUGAUCCCGAAAGAACAGGGAGCUUCACAUAUGAACAUUUCUGCGAGGUCAUCGGGUUGAAUAAGAAAAAUCCGGCAUCACCGGGACCUACAGACAUUAAAGAGAUAGUAGACUACAAGAGUACACUAUCGCCAAAGCAGAAGACUGACGUGACCAAGUACCUGGAAAGAGAGUGGAAGGUGGAGGACCCAAGUGGUUCGAUGCAGCAAAUGUUACUCUACCUAGACAAGCAGCACGGGCCUCGUUGGCGCUCACGUGUUAUCCUCGAUGAACACAACAUUCCAGCUGUAGAUGCAAUUAACAAACAGUUUUAUGCUUUCAGCCCCGACGGUGGUGCUCAUAAAUACCUCAUCUGGCGUCAAAAGGAGAAGCGAACUGGCGGUUGCUGUGCCUGCUUUGUCUAG
Messenger RNA from Echinococcus granulosus, 543 nucleotides. Its product is annotated as tegumental protein. The transcript has 3 exons. Lineage: Eukaryota; Metazoa; Platyhelminthes; Cestoda; Cyclophyllidea; Taeniidae. The record is from RefSeq and is a predicted model, not a curated record. Gene Ontology annotation, molecular function: calcium ion binding. Bases 1 to 543 code for a protein of 180 amino acids.